AUAAGCACUUAAAGCAUCUAUUGUAAAAAUAGUGAAAAGCAUUUUUUUCAGACAUUCAAAUCAACUUUUUUUUUUAUUGACUCGGUAAUCUGAAAUUUAGUGAACAAAUUGGAUAUUGGAUAAAGGGCUACCUGAAGAGCAUGGCUUCGAUUAUGAGAAAUCAAAAACAAUUUAAAGAGUGUUGACGAUGUUGAAUAAUAAAAGAGCAUCUGCUGUACUUCUUUCUACAAUAUUUAUUGUUUCAAUGAUAUUAAAUACGAUAGCCUGUUAUAUUAUUGUUUAUAAAGUAAAGAGAAAAAAACUAACACAUUGGGUUGUUAUUAGCAUAUCAAUUGCAAAUUUGUUGGAAACAAUAAUUGGAUUAUUACCUGAAAUAGUAAUGUCAGAUAAACCUUUAUUGAAAAAAACUCCAUUGUGCGUUACUGGCAGUUAUGCAGUUUUUGGUCUAGCAAUAACAAGUAUAACUCAUUUGUUAGUACUUUCUUUAAUUAGAACAGCUGCCAUUAAAUAUCCUAUUUUCUGGCGACAUUUUUAUUUAAAAAUUUCUAGCACAGUAUGGUGUAAAGCAACAUUGAUAAUAUUUUGCUAUAGUUACGGUUUUAGCUGGGCAACAUUUCCUGUACUUGGUUGGUCAAAAUAUGAAAUAGAUCUCAAUAAGAAACAUUGUUCAUUGGACUGGAAACUAACGCAAUCAAACUCACUAUCCUAUAUUUUAACAAUACUCAUUUUUUGUAGUAUUUUUCCAGGAUUAGUUAUAACAUGCGCAUCAUAUAUUUGCAAAAAAGCAAUUACUCUGCAAAAAACAAGUUAUAUUCGAAAUAAAAACUCCAGACCUAUGUAUACUUUGAAAAAAGAACAUUUGAAAGUAUGUUUCUUAUCAGCAUUAUUAUUUUUUGUAACUUGGACACCGUACACUGUUGUUGGAGUCUUGACACUGUUUCGUAUUAUUAUUCCGACGGAGUUGGUCACAAUUGCUUCUUUAUUUUCGAAACUUUCUACAAUUUCUAAUGUUCUUAUUAAUUGUUUUAUUAACAAAUCUUUCAGAAAACAUCUUCUUAACUUGAGAUUAGUUCGACUUGUUAUAAACAAAUGAAUAUUAUGGAUUGGCCAGUUUUUAUAUUUUAUAGUAGAUCUAAUACAUAGUUGAAAAAAUGUAUAUGUUUGGUGGA
Molecule: messenger RNA, 1169 nt
Organism: Hydra vulgaris (swiftwater hydra)
Lineage: Eukaryota; Metazoa; Cnidaria; Hydrozoa; Anthoathecata; Hydridae
Product: opsin-3
Biological process (GO): G protein-coupled receptor signaling pathway; cellular response to light stimulus; phototransduction
Cellular component (GO): plasma membrane
Molecular function (GO): G protein-coupled photoreceptor activity
Source: RefSeq, a predicted model, not a curated record